UGUGUACAUACUGCAUCAUGUGUAUCCCUUCGCCUGCCCAUGGACAUGGGUUUCCUCCUGCCUUUUGGCCGUUGUGAAGAUGAUGCCAUGAAUGUGGACGUACAAGACCUAUUCAAGUCCCUGCUUUCAGUUCUUCUGGAUAUAUAGACUCAGAAGUGGAAUUGCUGGAUCAUUUGGCAAUGACUCAGGAUGCAGCCAGGGGCCACGACGUGCACGGAGGACCGCAUCCAGCAUGCCCUGGAGCGCUGCCUGCAUGGGCUCAGCCUCAGCCGCUGCUCUACCUCCUGGUCCGCUGGCCUGUGUCUCAACUGCUGGAGCCUGCAGGAGCUGGUCAGCAGGGACCCGGGCCACUUCCUCAUCCUCCUGGAGCAGAUCCUGCAGAAAACCCGAGAGGUCCAAGAGAAGGGCACUUAUGACCUUCUGGCCCCCCUAGCCCUGCUCUUCUACUCCACUGUCCUCUGCACGCCACACUUCCCACCAGAUUCAGAUCUCCUUCUGAAAGCAGCCAGAACCUACCACCGAUUCCUGACCUGGCCUGUUCCCUACUGCAGCAUCUGCCAGGAGCUGCUCACCUUCAUUGAUGCUGAACUCAAGGCCCCAGGAAUCUCCUACCAGCGACUGGUGAGGGCGGAGCAGGGCCUGCCCAUCAGAAGUCACCGCAGCUCUACCGUCACCGUGCUGUUGCUGAAUCCAGUGGAGGUCCAAGCCGAGUUCCUCGCGGUGGCCAACAAGCUGAGCACGCCUGGGCACUCGCCCCAUAGCGCCUACACCACCCUGCUCUUGCACGCCUUCCAGGCCACCUUUGGGGCCCACUGUGACCUGCCAGGGCUGCACUGCAGGCUGCAGUCCAAGAGCCUGGCCGAGCUUGAGGACAUCUUCACGGAGACUGCAGAAGCUCAGGAGCUGGCCUCGGGCAUUGGGGACGCAGCCGAGGCCCGGCAGUGGCUCAGGACCAAGCUGCAGGCAGUAGGAGAGAAAGCUGGCUUCCCCGGUGUCUUAGACACUGCCAAACCUGGCCAGCUCCGCACCAUCCCCAUCCCUGUCGCCAGGUGCCACACCUACAGCUGGAACCAGGACAGCUUUGACAUCCUGCAGGAAAUCCUGCUCAAGGAACAGGAGCUGCUCCAGCCAGGGAUCCUGGGGGACGAUGAGCAGGAGGAGGAGGAGGAGGAAGAGGAGGAGGAGGACUUGGAAACGGAUGGGCACUGUGCCCAGAGGGAUUCGGUGCUCUCCACCGGCUCGGCGGUCUUCCAUGACUCAACCCUGUCCCUCAGCUCACCCCAGGCUUCAGGGCCCGCCCUCUCCCGGCAGCUGCUGACCUCGUUUGUCUCGGGCCUGUCGGAUGGCGUGGACAGCGGCUACAUGGAGGACAGCGAGGAGAGCUCCUCCGAGUGGCCCGCAAGCCCUGGCAGCCAGGAGCGCUGGGGCCACCGCAGGCCGGGGCAGAAGUUCAACAGGAUCUAUAAACUCUUCAAGAGCACCAGCCAGCUGGUGCUGCGGAGGGACUCCCGGGGCCCCGAGGGGGGCGCGGACACAGCCCUGCCCCUGCGGCGGGCAGGGAGCCUCUGCAGCCCCCUGGACGGCCUGGGAAUGCCCCCCGCGCGGGCCCAGCGCUCCCGCUCGCUGCCCCAGCCCAAGCUCAGCGCCCAGCUGCCCAGCUGGCUCCUGGCCCCCGCCUCGCGCCACCAGCGCCGCCGCCCCUUCCUGAGCGGGGACGAGGACCCCAAGGCGUCCACACUGCGCGUUGUGGUCUUCGGCUCUGAUCGCAUCUCGGGGAAGGUGGCUCGGGCAUACAGCAAGCUGCGGCGGCUGGAGAACAAUCGCCCACUCCUCACACGGUUCUUCAAGCUUCAAUUUUUCUACGUACCCAUGAAGCGAAGCCAUGGGACUGGCUCCAGCACCUGCCCUGCUCCUGCAAGCCAUGCGCCCCCACUCCCCACGGACUCCCCAAAGCACUCUAGCCCUGCGGAGCUGGAGAGCACCAAUGAUAUCUCCCACUACCUCGGCAUGCUCGACCCCUGGUAUGAGCGCAACGUACUAGGCCUCAUGCACCUGCCCCCUGAAGUCCUGUGCCAACAGUCUCUGAAGGCCGAGUCCCGGCCCCUGGAGGGCUCCUCUGCCCAGCUGCCCAUCCUGGCGGACAUGCUGCUCUACUACUGCCGCUUCGCUGCCCGGCCGGUGCUGCUGCAGGUCUAUCAGACGGAGCUGACUUUCAUCACCGGGGAGAAGAUGACAGAGAUCUUCAUCCACUCCCUGGAGCUGGGUCACUCUGCUGCCACACGUGCCAUCAAGGCUUCGGGUCCUGGCAGCAAGCGUCUGGGCAUCGAUGGGGACCGAGAGGCCGUCCCUCUAACACUACAGAUUAUUUACAGCAAGCUGCAUUUCCAGGGAGCCAUCAGUGGACGAAGCCGCUGGAGUAACAUGGAGAAGGUGUGCACAUCCAUCACCCUGAACAAAGCCUGCCGGAAGCAGGAGGAGCUAGACUCUAGCACCGAGGCUCUGACGCUAAAUCUGACCGAAGUGGUGAAAAGACAGAACCCUAAGUCCAAGAAGGGCUUCAACCAGAUUAGCACAUCCCAGAUCAAAGUGGACAAGGUGCAGAUCAUCGGCUCCAACGGCUGCCCCUUUGCCGUGUGCCUGGACCAGGAUGAGAGGAAGAUCCUGCAGAGCGUGGUCCGGUGUGAGGUCUCACCCUGCUACAAGCCAGAGAAGAGCAGCCUCCGCCCCCAACCCCAGAGGUCCCCCGACCUGCCCGCCCAGGAGGCGCCUGACCUCUGCUCCCUCCUCUGCCUGCCCAUCAUGACCUUCAGCGGAGCUCUGCCCUAGGGGGGCCCUCACCAGCAGCCAGGGCAGGAAGCCCUGCGCAGGCAGCCUCCUCGGAGCCCUAACCCACGUGGUGGCCACUAGGGUCCCGCUCCCUGUGGAGAACUGGACGGCCCUCUGUUGGAUCCGGUCCUGCUGUGGGCCCUGCAGCAGACAGCGGCCUGGAGGUUUCUGGGCCCUUGGGGCUGUUUAGGAAAGACGCAGGCAUUAGGGAGACAGCGGCUGACACCACACGGCCCCUCAGAUUACUCACAGUAGACAAGAGAGGGAUGGAUGAGCUGACUUCCCAAGGCCUUGACCACUGGCAUGGUCUAGGAUCCUUUCUAGAAAGAUCUGAGGCUCUGGUGCUCUGGUGGUUUAGGCUCCUCUUCCAACCCUUGGCCAGGACACCCCUUACUUUGUCGAAGUCUUCAGGUACCCUUUGUAUCUGGGGUUCGGGUGGUAGAAUCAAGAAUGGGAAUUUCUUCCCAGACUUUCAGUACCUUCCGUCUCUCUCUCUUUCUCUCUCUCUCUUUUUCUCACAAGUUCUCUGGAUCCUUUGAAAAACAGCACUAAUAUUUUACCUGUCUACGGUCAGGACCCAGAACACAUUCUCUCCGGAGACCUUUUCUGGAUCUGACAGCUUUGGGAGACAGGACAGGCAUAGAUUCAACAGCAGCUCGGUUACCUUCUAGCUAAACGGCCAGAAGGAAGUGAUUUGGCUUCUCUGAGCCUCUACUUCCUCAGUGCUAAGACCUUGAGGGGUUGAAAUUGUCUCCAAAGCACCUGGCCCAGUGGCUGGCUGGUAGCUGGAGCUUGCUCGGUACAGAUCAGUGGCCUUGCCCUUCUGCGCCGACUCCCCCUGCCUGGCGCUGGGACACUCUCACCGUCUCUCCGAUGCUCUUUAUUCACCCUUGAGGCAGGACCAAGACUAAGAGGGGCAAGGAGUGGUCAGUUUUACUCUUUGGAGGAGGAAUGGCCUUGGCGAGGGUAAGAGGGGGGUUGGCACGAGUGCCCCCAGCCCUCACCGACUUCUCAACCCAGGUUGGGCCCCGUCACACCUGACGUUGGUGCACAUUGCAUAUGGAAUCUCCCAGCCCACAAGUCCAUUGGCACCAUUCUGGUGCCUGGGUGAGAUCCCAGAGGGGUGGGUUGAGAACCCGGCCUCCAGGGGCUUCAUGCCUGGCUGGGAGACAUGGGUGACAGGAUGUGAGAGCCAAAAAUGUAAAGCUGCCAUGUUGGAGUGGUUGGGGAGCUGGAGGCAAAUGAGGGAUAGGGUAAUAUCGGGGAGGGCAGGGCUGAGGACCAGGAUGUGGGCAGUCGGUACAAGUGGAGAAAGAAGCCAUGGAAAAAGAUGACUGUAACCGGCCCAGAGCCCCUCCUUCCACUCCUCCUGCUUUACUUGGCUCCAAAGGUUCUGUGCUUGCAGGAGCCCCUGAAACCCCAGCCCAGAGUACUCACUACUGGAGAGGAGCAAACGGAGCCAGCUCCUACCCUGUGUCGCUGUUCGUCCCCGGUCCUUGCCAUCUGCACUUGUUCCAGACUCCAGAGAGGAGCGGUCUGCCAGAUACAUUCCAUGGUUUUCUUGUUGCAUGAGAAGGUCGUGCUACUACAUGAUAAACAAGAUAUCCAAGAAUAAACAAACAAAAUUUAAUAUUAUUUUGAAAUAAAACUUGAUUAGUCUUGUA
Molecule: messenger RNA, 4490 nt
Organism: Canis lupus familiaris (dog)
Lineage: Eukaryota; Metazoa; Chordata; Mammalia; Carnivora; Canidae
Gene: PIK3R5
Product: phosphoinositide-3-kinase regulatory subunit 5
Exons: 19
Coding region: 190-2826 (878 amino acids)
Biological process (GO): G protein-coupled receptor signaling pathway; positive regulation of MAP kinase activity
Cellular component (GO): phosphatidylinositol 3-kinase complex, class IB
Molecular function (GO): 1-phosphatidylinositol-3-kinase regulator activity
Source: RefSeq, a predicted model, not a curated record